Molecule: messenger RNA, 1980 nt
Organism: Macrosteles quadrilineatus (aster leafhopper)
Lineage: Eukaryota; Metazoa; Arthropoda; Insecta; Hemiptera; Cicadellidae
Product: arylsulfatase B-like
Exons: 11
Coding region: 166-1833 (555 amino acids)
Source: RefSeq, a predicted model, not a curated record
UUGCCCGGAAGGUCGAUAAGUUUUAGAUUUUCCUCCGGAGUAUAUUCAGUCACGGCGCGGGUGUUGGGAAAAGUGCGCGAAAACUAAAUUCAAAGUCUGUCAAAUAAACAUAUCUCGUGUCAAAAUUGUGUAUAUUUAGACUACUAAACUGUGCUGAGUGAAAACAUGUACCGUGUUCUAACGUGCUUCUUCCUCGCUGCCGUAUGUGCUGAACCACCCAACAUUGUUAUCAUCGUUGCUGACGACUUGGGGUGGAACGACGUGAGUUUUCACGGCUCCAGUCAGAUUCUGACUCCAAACAUUGAUGCUCUCGCUUACGAUGAUUUGAUCCUCAAUCGUCACUACGCUCAGCCAUCCUGUUCUCCUUCUAGAGCUGCCCUACUCUCCGGUAGAUACCCGGCGUACACAGGAGUACAGAUGCCUUUUAAAGCCGGGACAGCUUCAGCUUUACCGCUUCAUUUUACACUUUUACCCGAGUACUUAUCCAGACUGGGGUACCGAUCACAUCUGGUUGGCAAAUGGCAUCUGGGGUGCCACAAGACUGAGUAUCUUCCCUGUAGUCGCGGGUUCCACUCUCACUUCGGCUUUUGGAACGGCUACCUCGGCUACUUUGACGGCAUCCAUCUAGACGGCAUUGGUGGAAUUGACUCUCGUCGGAACAAUGCUGGCGCUUGGGAAGAAUUUGUCGGUCGCUAUGCAACCGAUCUUUUUGCAGAGGAGGCAACAUCUAUCAUCAAGUCCCAUGACGUCACAGUUGGUCCUUUGUUCUUACAAGUCGCUCUUUCUGCGCCUCACACGGGCAACAAAGGUUCGGAGUUUGAAGUACGAAAUUUGGCGGAAAAUGAACGUCAACACUACUACAUUAAGGAUCUUCAUCGCAGACUAUAUGCAGGAAUGGUAAGAGGGAUGGACGAUGCAGUCGGAGCUAUAGUCGAGGCACUGGGAUUGCGUAACAUGCUCAACAACUCGAUCGUGCUGUUCACCUCUGACAAUGGAGCUCCAACUCUCGACCCUCGAUGGAACUACUCGAACUACGGCUCAAACUGGCCUCUUAGAGGGAUGAAGCUGUCUUGUCACGAGGGAGGAGUCCGCGUGGCGUCAGUCUUGUGGAGCCCCCUGGUGGCUGGAGGCAGAGUCUCUGAUCAGCUGAUACACAUGGUCGACUGGCUACCCACCUUGUACACAGCAGCUGGAGGAGCAGCUGAAGAUCUGGGGGAGAUGGAUGGUGUGAGUCAAUGGGAGACAUUGAGAGACGGAAAAUCAACGGCCAAACGUACAGAAAUACUGGUGGAACUGAACAACGUCAAUGGGAACGAGGCACUUAUACAGUGGCCUUGGAAAAUAGUCAAAUAUGCUUCAAGUAAUCCUACGUUCAACAUUCAUGCAGGGGAAAGUGGAAAAGGGGCCGAAGUUCCGCCGUACUCUGUUGAAGAGGUUCUCAAAAGUACAGCUGCCAAAGCUAUAUCUCUACACAAAUCUACCAAUGAGAUCCUAGCCUUGAGGUCUUCAGCAACAAUAGACGCAUUGUGUCCUCUAGUAUUGAACCACUCAACGCCAAACCCGUGUGACCAACACUACUGUCUGUUCAACCUGGAGACCGACCCUUGUGAAACCCUAGAUAUGUCUGUAGCUCACUCCGACGUAGCACGUGAUCUAGUCAAAGCUUUAGAGGGGUACAGAGAAGGUUUGGUGUUUACUCCUCGUCCAAAUAGUGACCCAAGAGCAGACCCUAGACUGUGGGGUAACUACUGGUCUACUUGGGCAGACAGCUCGGCCAGCCUACCUCAGACAUCGGUCAUGCUUUUGAUCACUAGUUACCUAAUCUUGAGAUAAAACAGUGAAGAUAAUUUUUACAAGAUCAUUCUCGUACAUUCAACAAGUGUAUGAAUAUUUAAAUACUUCCGACACUUUUAGGGUGGUUUUAUGCAUGGUGACACACGAUGGCUGGCAGUCGCCAGGCUUCUUGGUUCAAUUGAGUUA